Equus caballus (horse) is the source of this 5132-nucleotide messenger RNA. RefSeq names its product taste 1 receptor member 3 (gene TAS1R3). Lineage: Eukaryota; Metazoa; Chordata; Mammalia; Perissodactyla; Equidae. The record is from RefSeq and is a predicted model, not a curated record. Gene Ontology annotation, molecular function: sweet taste receptor activity; G protein-coupled receptor activity. Gene Ontology annotation, cellular component: plasma membrane. Gene Ontology annotation, biological process: sensory perception of umami taste; G protein-coupled receptor signaling pathway; sensory perception of sweet taste.
GGGUAGGGGGUGCUGCCUGCCUGCCCUGUGCAGGCUUUAGCUUGGUCCUCCCAACCCCUGCCGAGGUCCACACUAUGACUCCUCUUUACAGUGAGAAAACAGGCAUGGCUCCACCCACGGGGCUGGGUUGAAAGCGCAGGUCUGAGGCCAGCCACACACUAUAGGGAGAAGACAGACCUGCCUGGGCUGCAGCCAGUGGAGCAGGGACUGCUCUGUGCCAUGAUGGGCCCAGAUAGGAAGAGGACACAUGCCAGGCAGUGUCCUCUCAGGCACUCCACCUAAUGUCGGACCCAAAUAGCAGCAUCCGAUGCUGGGCCACCACAGGCUGCUGCUGCACGCCGCCCAGCCUGCCCCACACCCAGCAGGUGCCACAGCCCCGUGCAGCACUAGCAGAGGCCGUGACAAUCAGCGACUGGCCUGGGAAGAUACCCUGGAGUCCACCCGGGCCAGAGAGCAAGGGCUGCACUUAUGUGUGUGUGUGUGCCUGAAGACGUGCAGGUGCAGUGCACAUGUGUUGUGCACAUGCGUGUGCAUGUCCUGAGUGCUGUGCAACGUGGGCCCUCCCCACAGGGCAGCAGGGUCAGGCAAAGAUCAGGUCCCUAGACCACCUUUUCUGUAAGCCCAGAGCCCCUGCUCUGCCCCACCCCUGAAACAUUGCUGGUCUCCCCGGCUCCUCUGGGUAUAGCUCCUCUACCUCCAAGCCUAGUGUCAAAGGCCCCCAGGCCAGGCCAGGGAAGGCUGGUCCCUGGGCACCCAGAGGCUAAGUAGGAUCUACCAUCCCACCCACCAGGGCCCCUGCACACUUGGUGCUGACCCAGCUGUGGCAGCCUAUUUGUUUACGGCCUUUCCUCUCUUUUGCAUGCACCCUCCUGCAGGCCCAGCUGUGAGCCCUGUCCCCUGGGUCGGGGGGAGCACCUGCCACCAUGGAGUGCCCAGGCCUGGUAUGCAGCCAACCCAAGGGCUUCCAAAGCUUCCAGGCCUCGGACCCCAGUGGAGGAAUGGUCCAGUCCCUCAAGGUGCACUGUUCCCACGCAGGCCGAGAGGCCACAUCCCGUACCCCAGCCGCAGGCUGGAGGCCAGGCUGGCCAACGGUCUGCGGGCCUCCUGGUUGGUCUGCAGGGCUGUCCUCAGACUGCCCCCUGGGCUUGCAGAUAGAGCCACCUGUGCAAUGUUCCCAGCUGCUGACAGUGCCUUCCCAGGGCUGGAGAGAGAAGGUGUUUCUGUGCCUACUCCCCGGGGCACUGUCACCUCCAAGCCCCGCCCACAGGCAGCUGGAGACCCCAGGACCCUCUGGCAGAGACGUUGUGGGUGUUCCUCCUCCCCUCCAGGUGUGGGGUGGGUGCUGAGGGCUUGGGUACAGGCAGGUAACAAGGUCAUGGUCAGUGCCAGGUCAGAGCCUGCCUUCUCAGGUCACUGUCAGCCGCAGAGCCUGGUGGUGUCAAUCAGGAUAACAGCAUCCGACAUGUGCAAACCUGUGGGGCCCAGGAGAGCAAGGAUGGCCCCAGGGGCCCCGGGCUGGCAGGUGAAGACAGGCGAGGUUUUUGCUAAACAAAUCCUGCCCCACCCCACCCCAACUCACCAUAUCUGGGGCCUGCCCGAUUUGCCCACUUGCCAUCCCUGCCAGAAGCUGCCACCUGCCAUGCCAGGCCGGGCUCUCCUGGGCCUCUUGGCUCUCCUGGGCCUCAGGGCAGGUGCCCCAUUGUGCCUGACCCAGCAGUUCAGGAUGUCAGGGGACUACGUGCUGGGUGGGCUCUUCCCCGUUGGCUUGGCUGAGGGUGCUGGUCUCAGCAACAGGACACAGCCCAGUGCCACCGUGUGCACCAGGUUCUCGUCCCUCGGCCUGCUCUGGGCGCUGGCGGUGCAGAUGGCCGUGGAGGAGAUCAACAAUGGGUCCAGCCUGCUGCCUGGGCUGCGCCUGGGCUACGACUUCUUCGACACGUGCUCAGAGCCCAUAAUUGCCAUGAAGCCCAGCCUCCUGUUCAUGGCCAAGGCGGGCAGCAGCAACAUCGCCGCCUACUGCGACUACACACAGUACCAGCCCCGUGUGCUGGCCGUCAUCGGGCCCCACUCGUCUGAGCUCGCCCUUGUCACCAGCAAGUUCUUCAGCUUCUUCCUCAUGCCUCAGAUCAGCUAUGGCGCCAGCGCAGAACGGCUGAGCAACCGGGAGGAGUUCCCGUCCUUCUUCCGCACAGUGCCCAGCGACCGCGUGCAGGCGGCGGCCAUGGUGGAGCUGCUGCAGGAGUUCCACUGGAACUGGGUGGCUGCUGUGGGCAGUGACGACGAGUAUGGCCGGCAGGGCCUAAGCCUCUUCUCUGGCUUGGCCAACAUGCGGGGCAUCUGCAUCGCACAUGAGGGCCUGGUGCCCCUGCUCGGCACUGACAGCCGGAAGCUGGGCUCUGUGCACAGCCUGCUGCACCAGGUGAACCAGAGCAGUGUGCAGGUGGUGGUGCUGUUCUCCUCCACCCUUGCCGCCCGCACCCUCUUCAGCCUCAGCAUCCGCUGGGGGCUCUUGCCCAAGGUGUGGGUGGCCAGUGAGGCCUGGCUAACCUCAGAACUGGUCAUGACGCUGCCCGGCAUGGCCCAGGUGGGCACCGUGCUCGGCUUCCUGCACCAGGGUGCCCUGAUGCCUGACUUCUCGUCAUACGUGCAGACCCGCCUGGCCCUAGCCGCUGACCCUGCCUUCUGCGCCUCACUGAACACCAAGCACCCACCCCUGGAGGGGCACGUGGUGGGGCCGCGCUGCCCCCAGUGUGACCACAUCACACUGGAGAAUGUGUCCACCACACUGCUGCACCACCGGACCUUUGCCGCCUAUGCAGCUGUAUAUGGCGUGGCCCAGGCCCUCCACAAAACGCUGCUCUGCAAUGCCUCGGGCUGCUCCACGCCCAAGGAGCCUGUGCAGCCCUGGCAGCUCCUGGACAGCAUGUACAACAUGACCUUCCGAGCACGUGGCAAGGUGCUGCGGUUUGACACCACGGGGAACGUAGACAUGGACUAUGACCUGAAGCUGUGGGUGUGGCGGGGCCCGGUGCCCGAGUUGCGCACCGUGGGCACCUUCAGUGGCCGCCUGCAGCUCCAGCACUCCCGGAUGUGCUGGCACACGCCAGGAAACAAGGAGCCCGUAUCCCAGUGCUCGCGGGAGUGCGAGGAGGGCCAGGUGCGCCGUGUGAAGGGCUUCCACUCCUGCUGCUACGACUGUGUGGACUGCAAAGCGGGCAGCUACCGGCACAAGCCAGAUGACCUCCUCUGCACCCCAUGUGACCAGGACCAGUGGUCCCCUGAUCGGAGCACACGCUGCUUCCCCCGCAGGCCCAAGUUCCUGGCGUGGGGGGAGCCAGCCGUGCUGGCGCUGCUCGUGCUGCUGGGCCUGGCUCUCAGCCUGGCCCUGACGGCCCUGGGGCUCUUCGUCCAGCACAGGGACAGCCCGCUAGUUCGAGCCUCGGGUGGGCCACGGGCCUGCUUUGGCCUGGCCUGCCUGAGCCUCGUCUGCCUCGGCGUCCUCCUGUUCCCCGGCCGGCCCAGCCCCACCAGCUGCCUGGCCCAGCUGCUGUUGCUCCACCUCCCGCUCACUGGCUGCCUGAGCACACUCUUCCUGCAGGCGGCCGAGAUCUUUGUGAAGUCAGAGCUGCCGAUGAGCUGGGCGGAUUGGCUGCAUGGCCGCCUUCGGGGGCCCUGGGCCUGGCUGGUGGUGCUCCUCCCCAUGCUGGCUGAGGCAGCACUAUGUACCUGGUACCUGGUGGUCUUCCCACCAGAGGUGGUGACAGACUGGCAGGUGCUGCCCACGGAGGCACUGGUGCACUGCCGCGUGCACUCCUGGGUCAGCUUUGGCCUGGUGCAUAUCACCAACGCUGUGCUGGCCUUCCUCUGCUUCCUGGGCACCUUCCUGGUGCAGAGCCAGCCCGGCCGCUACAACAGUGCCCGUGGCCUCACCUUCGCUAUGCUGGCCUACUUCCUCACGUGGAUCUCCUUUGUGCCCCUCUUUGCCAACAUGCACGUGGCCUACCAGCCCGCCGUGCAGAUGGGCACCAUCCUCCUCUGUGCCCUGGGCAUCCUGGCCACAUUCCACCUGCCCAAGUGCUACCUGCUGCUAUGGCGGCCGGAGCUCAACACCCCCGAGUUCUUCCUGGGAGAGGGUCCGGGUGAUGCCACAGGAUGGGGUGGCAGUGCGGGUGGGGAGGAGACUCAGGGCAAAAAUAAGUGACUCCUAACCUGGUGACCUCAUCCCAGUGAACCCAGACCUAGCUAAGAUGCCCCCAAACCAAGUCCCCAUACAGCAAUCUGCAAACUGUGGCCCGCCUCUGCUGAGACUCCCAGCUCUAGAUUCUGACCUCAGGCUGGCUGCUGACACUGCACCAGGGCCUCAGCCCCGUGGGAUCCCAUCUCCUGGGACCUCAGAGUCAGGCUCUGUCCCCAUCCAGGCCAAGCCCUAGCCAAGUGACCCAGCCCCACUAUUUCAGAAACAGGCCCAUGGAGGACUCCUCAAGCCCCUGCAGCCCAUGCUGAAAGCUCAGAAAGCCCCACCAGACCACUUGAAGGCCAAGCUGGGCAUGACUUGUCUGGCUGGGGCCAGCCUGGGGCCAGCCUGGGGCCCCCACCCAGCACCCACUCCAAGCAUCACAGAAAUGGGAGCUUGGUGGGUGGGCUGGGGCUGCCCGGACCCCUCUGCAGGGGUGCAUGCCUGACCGUGCACUCCACUGCAGGACAGAGGUCUGCUCAGCGGGGAGGGGAGCUCCCAGUUUCCUUUUCUUCCUGGCCUGGCUGAGUAGGUAGAAUGGGCUCAGCCCGCCACCAGCACCGUGGACAGAGCCCAGGAAGGGUAGUGGUGGGGGUCAGCACCAAGGCCAGCACCAGCCACCAGGACCCCUGGAGCCAAGGAGCCAGGAGCCAGCACCACGGACAGAAGACAGCCCGCCAGGACUUUGGGGGAGCCAGCACCGGGGACAGGGCCUUGUGGCUAAGCUGGGACAGCGAGGACAGCACUGGGCCCAGUGCUGAAUCAGCGCUUAGCCAGGCCCUGGGGAGGCUGCACCACCCGUGUGCCCAGUCUCCUGAGGCAGCCUGGUGGGAGAGAGAGGACACAGGCCACACGUCGGUCCCAUAAAAUUAAAUGCUUUUUAGUGUUUAAAAUAGCA